Messenger RNA from Funneliformis mosseae, 741 nucleotides. The record is from the annotation of a GenBank genome assembly. NCBI's taxonomy places the organism in Eukaryota, Fungi, Glomeromycota, Glomeromycetes, Glomerales, Glomeraceae.
AUGUAUAAUAUAACAAGAGGACAGGUAGAUCAUGAUAUAAAUAAUUAUUCUAAAUACCAAAAAUUAAAUUGCCUCAUUCAUCAAGCAUUUGAAUACAUGGUAGUUAAUGACAGACAAUAUGUUUCAAUCAAUUGGAUACACAUAAAUAAUCAAGCUUCAUUUUGGGAGUGUUUACGAUAUUUUGAAGAUUUAUCUGCGUUAGAUCCAUAUGCAAAGUCUAAUCUGUCUAUGAGUGAAGAUAAUGAUAAUGGAUAUAGUCAAACAGGAAGCAUCUUUGAAACAAUACUUGACAGAAAAACAGGUGCUCUCAAGAUGGUUGCUCUAUAUAAAGGUGAGAAUAAACUAGAAGAACUACUCAAUGAAAUCAAGAUAUACAUUGGACCUCUCAAAGAUAUUCAAGGUAUUUACAUACCAAGACUUCUAAAAUUUGGGGUUCUUUAUGAGACGUUUGUCUUUGUUCUUACAUCUCUUGCUGAAGAAACUUUUGCGAAUAUGGGAGAUAAUAUUACAAGAAAAGAAAAGCAGUUAGCCAUUAAGGGCUUACAGGAAUUACAUUCGAAGGGAGUGAUGCAUAGAGACAUUAGAUUAGAAAAUAUAAUGGUGAAGAGAAUGAAUGAGGAUUCAACUUCUUGUGUGUGGUGGAUUGACUUUGGAUGGAGCAAAAUGACAGAUAAUGUGAAAGAUUUGGACAAGGAACUAACCAAGUUAAAAUAUUUGCUUGGAAUGGUAAACACAAUAUAA